AUGGCGGACGUGGAGGUGGAUGUGACUGUGGACAGAAGAAUGAAUAAUGGAAACGAACACGUGAAGGAAGAUGUAGAAAUCCAGGAGCAAAGUGGUAAUGAUGACAGUGGUGGUGUUUCCGAGGAGGAGGAGGAUGAAGAGGAGGAGGCUGAGACCAACGGAGAGAAACCGGAGGCGGUGGGCAGUAAACGUCACAGCAGCGGCAGCGGGAAACACAAAAAGAAGAAACACAAACAUCGCAGCAAACACAAAAAGCACAAACACGCCUCUGAUGAAGACAAGGAGCGGAAGAAGAAGCACCGGCACAAGCACCGCAAACACAAACGUAAAGAGGGAUCUCCAGCUGCGGCCCAAAGAAAGACAGAGUCCCCCUCAGGGACCCCCAGCCUGGAUGACCGGGCUCUGCUGGAGGACCUGGAGAAGCAGAGGGCCAUGAUCAAAGCAGAGCUGGACAGUCAGAUGAUGGAGGGGAAGGUGCAGUCGGGGAUGGGCCUCAUCCUUCAGGGCUAUAACUCCGGCUCUGAGGAGGACCCCGAGGCUCGCUUAAGGAACGGAGAGCAGAGACAAAAGGGCGGUUCAGGGAAAGUGGCGUCGCCCAGAGGCAGCAAAAGCACCAGAUCUAAACGGGACACUCCUGAGACGGUCAAGUCCAAGCGCCGCAGUCGCAGCAAGUCUGCAGACAGACCACAGAAAGAAGCGAGAGACAAAGCUUCGAAAAGCGCCAAGGACACGGGCACCAAAGACAAAGGCAGAGACAGAAGCCGAUCACGAGAGAGAAAGCUCUCUGAAAGCACUGACCGCUCCAAGGACCGCAGCCGAGUGUCUCCCUCCAGAGCGGAGCCCAAAGGCGUCCGCAACGACAAGCGCUCCUCUCCCACCAGAGACGACCGAAGCCGGAGGUCCAGGUCCACAGGGAGAGACCGGCCCAGCCGCUCUGAGUCCGAUCGGGACAAACGACCGGCCAAGUCUCCGUCAAAGGACACUUCAUCUGGAAAAGAGAACCGCUCUCCACACAGACGCACGGCGAGCCCGGCCAAGAAGCCCAGCACGUCACCUCGACACCGGGACACUCACCCCGCAUCCAGCGCCUCUGAGCGUGCCUCCAAACAGACCUCCCCCACCAGGACACGCUCGCCCCCCCGCAGAGCACGCAGCCGAUCAGCAGACACCAGGAGGAGAGAGGAGCGGCAGGAGUCUCCCUCCAGGAAGCGUGCUCGUGCAGAUGUGGGCUCUGUUAGAGACCGCUCCAGAGAGGUCAGUCCCAGAGCAGCAGCCGCUCGCCGCCGGCCGAGCCGCUCUCCUUUGAGGAGGAGGUCCCCGUCUCCACGGCGACGCUCUCGCUCCUCUCCUCGCCGCAGGAGCCGGUCUCCGCUCAGGCACAGAUCCAUCGAGAGGGACCGGUACGGCAGGCCCAGACAGUACAGGAGGUCCAUGUCCCGAGGCCGGGACCGAGACCGUCUCCGAGACCGCAGGAGGAGACGCAGCCGCGACGAAGACAAGUUCAAAGGAAGUCUGUCUGAGGGAAUGAAGGUGGAGCAGGAGUCUUCAGGAGAGGACGUGCUCGACGACUUUGAAGGAGAGGAAGUGGAUGAAGAGGCUCUGAUUGAACAACGCAGACAGCAGCGUUUGGCCAUAGUUCAGAAGUACAAGGUGCAGAACGAAGACUCCAACAUGGCGUCUGAAGCCAACAGCCCCCAGAGCAGCAGCCGCAGCCGCUCGCCGUCUCCUGACGACAUCCUGGAGCGAGCCGCCGCCGACGUGAAGGAGUAUGAGCGCGAGAACAUCAACACGUUUGAGGCCAGCAUCAAGGCCAAGCACAACCUCAUCAACCAGGAGAAGGAAGGACUGGUUUGCCCUCCCCUGGGACAGAGGGAGCUUGAGUCCAAAGCCCGGCUGCCUGAGUGGCUCCUGGGGGCAUUCCACAGGUGUCGCUCUGUGCAGAGAGCCAACCCCAAGAAACCCUCGGCCCCCGACAUGUUCACCGAGUCUGACGACAUGUUCAACGCAGACUUCGAUAGCGCCCGGAUGCGAGCCGGCGUUGGAAAAGACUUCAAGGAGAACCCCAACCUCAGGGACAACUGGACGGAUGCUGAGGGCUACUACAGAGUGAACAUCGGAGAGAGUCUGGACAAACGCUACGACGUGUACGGCUACACGGGACAGGGCGUGUUCAGUAACGUGGUGAGGGCGCGAGACACGGCAAGGGCCGGCCAGGAGGUGGCGGUCAAGAUCAUCCGCAACAACGAGCUCAUGCAGAAGACAGGGCUGAAGGAGCUGGAGUUCCUGAAGAAACUGAACGAUGCUGAUCCUGACGAUAAGUUCCACUGUCUGCGACUCUUCAGACACUUCUACCACAAACAGCAUCUGUGUUUGGUGUUCGAGCCGCUCAGCAUGAACCUCCGUGAGGUCCUGAAGAAGUACGGUAAAGACGUAGGUCUUCACAUUAAGGCUGUUCGCUCCUACAGUCAGCAGCUGUUCCUCGCUCUGAAGCUUCUGAAGAGAUGCAACAUCCUCCACGCGGACAUCAAACCUGACAACAUCCUGGUGAAUGAGUCGAAGACCAUCUUGAAGUUGUGUGACUUUGGCUCCGCCUCCCACGUGGCCGACAACGACAUCACGCCGUACCUCGUCAGCCGCUUCUACCGCGCCCCAGAGAUCGUCAUAGGGAAACCGUACGACUAUGGCAUCGACAUGUGGUCCGUGGGCUGCACUCUGUACGAGCUUUACACCGGGAAGAUCCUUCUGCCGGGAUCCUCCAACAACCACAUGCUCAAACUGGCCAUGGACCUGAAGGGGAAGAUGCCCAACAAGAUGAUCCGUAAAGGCCUCUUCAAAGACCAGCACUUCGACCAAAACCUCAACUUCCUCUACAUCGAAGUGGACAAAGUGACAGAGAGGGAGAAGGUGACAGUCAUGAGCACCCUGAACCCGACCAAGGACCUCCUCUCGGACAUGGUGGGAGGUCAGCGCCUCCCUGAGGACCAGCGCAAGAAGGUGAUGCAACUGAAGGACUUACUGGACCAGACCCUGAUGCUGGACCCAGCCAAACGCAUCAGCAUCAACCAGGCCCUGCAGCACCCCUUCAUCCAGGAGAAACUCUGA
Knipowitschia caucasica is the source of this 3102-nucleotide messenger RNA. The record is from the annotation of a GenBank genome assembly. NCBI's taxonomy places the organism in Eukaryota, Metazoa, Chordata, Actinopteri, Gobiiformes, Gobiidae.